Molecule: messenger RNA, 1796 nt
Organism: Spodoptera exigua (beet armyworm)
Lineage: Eukaryota; Metazoa; Arthropoda; Insecta; Lepidoptera; Noctuidae
Source: the annotation of a GenBank genome assembly
CAUACAGCCCUAAUUUUAGGGAAGUGCCCAUCACUAUUUCUUUUUGACAGUUGUUGUGAUUGACAGAUGGUCGCGAAAAGUAACCUCCGAACUGUGACGUUGUGUUUGUGAUUAUUUUUUGUUGUGGUUUGAUUAAAUUUGGAUUCAAAUUAACAAAAUAUUGCACACCAUAUGUACUAUUAAAUAGCGGACAUAAUCUGUCAUCCACAUGAACAAGGAUAAAAGAAAAUCAAAUGAAAUGGUCGCUACAAAGAAUAAAAAUAAAGUAUUAUCGUGUUCAACACCUGAUCGAGCUGAUUCCCCAUCAAGAGAUAGUGAUUCCAUAUGCGACUCGGAAGCGGCAAGUCCGGUACCAUUUUUAUGCACUCAAGAUGGAGCAGAAGGCGAAACAGACGUGGUAUGGAACUUUUACACCCCUAAAUCAGAGAAUGCAGCAAAAUCACGAAUCAAAAACUCAACGCCAGUUAGUCGGAGAUCAAAAAGGUCAAUCAAACCUAAAAUUAUUGAAAGACAACCUCCAAAACGAAGAGCUCUUAAACAAAGUUUACAUAAAAAGACUGAGUUAUUUCAGGAACUGAUGGAACUUAAUCAAAAUUUAGUAGAACUUAUGUCUAAGAAGACUCAAAAUAAAUGUACAGAAAAAGUGAAUUCAGCCAGUGAGGAUGACUGUAUGAGCGAAUCACCUGAAUUCUCUCCUAAAAGUAGAGUGAGAAGCAACUCUCGUUGCUUAAGAAGGAAUGUCCUGAGUUCUAAUUUUGUAAAACCUGAUCCAGAAGCAGCAUUGGAAUCCGAUGAUUCAAUGAAUGAAUGCCUGAUAAAAGCCAGCCAGGUUGUAGAAGAAAAUAUCUUGAAUGAAGCACCACCUUUAAAAAGGCCUUGUUAUGAAUCUAAAAUAAAAAAGAAUGUAAUAACAGAUCUAAAUUUUAAAAUGGACAAUGAUUCAAUGGAUGCCAUACUAAAUAGUAUAAAAUUGGAAUCACCAGUGGUAAAGAAAGUACAGAAAUGCUCAUCACCUCAACUGAAUAAUGACUCCUUUGAUAGUUUGGUUGGUAACUUAAAUGAUAGUGCCUUAGAAAGAUUAACACAGAUGCCUACAAAAUUAGACACAUCACAUAAUAAAAGCAAACCAAAUAGUUCUAAAGAUUCUUGGAUGAUAAAAGAACUUAUUGUUCAUGAUGCCAGUCCUUCUUCAAAAUCUAUAUUCAGCCGUCAUAGUUCUAUGCCUGUGUCACCAACUGUUAUGGAAAUGUCUAAGCCAUCAACUAGUGGAAUGGUUUUUGGGAGAUAUAAUUCAAUGCCUUUUGGCAAAGAGAAAGAGAGCUCUACAGACCAAGGAGACUCACCAAUUAGAUGCACUCCGGAAGAAAUUAAAAAGAAGCACCAGCUUGCCAGAGAAAAAUUAUUAGCAAAGAGACUCUUGCCAUUUACAUCAUCACAAAAGGCUUCCCAGUCCAUUUUUAAUUCACAACUAACCCAGCAACCUUUGCCAAAAAUAAAUGAAGAAAGUGUUACCAAUUUACCAAAAACAGGUGUACCCAAAAAGGUGCAGUUUCAACCUAAAAUUGCUAGUAGUGCAAUAUUACAAAACAAACCAAUGCCAAAUGUUCAACAGAAACCUAUCAGUAAUUCAGUAGACCUAAAGACAAUAAUUGAAAGGAAAAGACAAGAAGCUUUAAUGAAAUUAAGACGCAGACAAAUUCAGAGCAAGUGAUAAGAUUGUUUGAAGUUUCUUUUUUUAUAUUGAAUCGAAAAAUUAUGUUUUGUUUGAUUUAAAUAUUUUUAAAUAAGACAAGUAU